Messenger RNA from Athene cunicularia (burrowing owl), 1517 nucleotides. It is a transcript of the gene CLCF1, whose product is annotated as cardiotrophin like cytokine factor 1. Gene Ontology annotation, molecular function: ciliary neurotrophic factor receptor binding. Gene Ontology annotation, biological process: negative regulation of neuron apoptotic process; ciliary neurotrophic factor-mediated signaling pathway. The transcript has a single exon. Lineage: Eukaryota; Metazoa; Chordata; Aves; Strigiformes; Strigidae. The record is from RefSeq and is a predicted model, not a curated record. The annotation marks the transcript as partial.
ACUGAGGGAGACACUCCCUCUCCUGCCCUCCACCCUCAGUGGUGUUCCCCCCCCCACUUUUCCACUUUCCAGCUGAACUACCUGGGUCCCCCAUUUAACGAACCCGAUUUCAACCCCCCGCGGCUGGCGCGGGCCGAGCGUGUCCCCAGUGCCACGGUGGACCUGGACCUGUGGCGGGGCCUGACCGACAACGCUCGCUUGGCUGCCAACUACCGGGCCUACAGCCGCCUGCUCUGCUACCUGCGGGCGCUGGAGGGGCCGGCGGGCACCGCCGAGCUGCGUCAUCGCCUUGGCCACUUCUGUUCCAGCCUUCAAGGUUUAGUGCUCAGCAUCGCCGGCGUUAUGUCUUCUUUGGGUUAUCCCCUUCCCGUCGGGGGACCUUCGGUGCCUCCUGGGACUCCGGUUCCUUCCAAUGAUUUCCUAAAGAAAAUGGAGGAUUUUUGGUUGUUGAAGGAGUUGCAGACCUGGCUGUGGCGCUCGGCCAAGGACUUUAAUCGCCUCAAGAAGAAGGUACCGCCCGCCGUGGUUACGCUGCGGCUGGAGGCCAGGGGAUUCUGAGCACCCCCCCUCCCUUCCCCGCUUCAAACCCCCCACAAAAUGGCCGCACAGCCCCCCCUCCACUCCCUAAAUUCAACCUCAUGGGAACGGGGCUCCUCACUCCCAUGGGCCACCACAUGUCCCCACUGGCACCUCGCUGUGCCUUGAGAGAUGGGGCUCCUGACCCCCAGGGCCACCGCAGACACCCCGUGUGUGUCCCCCUAUGUCACCAGUGUGCUAUGAGAAAUGAGGGUUGUGACCCCCCCCCAGUGCCACCAAAGCCACCCCCGUGUGCUGUAAAGGAUGGGGCUUCUGACCCCCAAGUGCCAGCAAAGCCACUAAUGUGCUCCCCGCCAUCACCAAUGUGCCUUGGGAAAUGGGGGUCAUGACCCCAAAGUGCCACCAAAGCCACCAAGUGUCCCCACCCACAACCAUACCUUGUCCCCUCGGGGCUGUCCCCACACCCGUGGGGCUAGGGAGGUCAGCAGACUCCGCCCCCUGCCCCAUAGCAGCAAGAAACCCACCCCCAAGGGCUUUAGAGGGGGUGCAAGCCCCGCCCACCCCCAGAAAGGACCAAUCCCAGCAUAGGAAGAGAAGCCCCGCCCCACCCAGCAGCAAGCCCCGCCCCAGGAGCGAUAGGCUCCACCCUCUCCCCUGCUGGCAAUAAGUCCCCACUCACCAGCCUGUGUAGCAAACCCCGCCUCUUUCCUACAGCAGGCUCCGCCCCUGUGGCCUAAGCCCCGCCUCUCCUCCGGUUGCCUAGCAACCCACAGGCCACACCCCCGACCCAGGAGGGCGGGGCUGGAGGCGGGGCCACAGGGCCGCUGUCCCGGUGCGUCUAUGAGUGUUUAUUUAUUGGAGAUGUUAUUUAUUGGGGUAUUUAUUGCAGAAGAUCUAUUCUUGUAUGAACGAAUAAAAGCCUUUCUCCAGCGCCCCCGCCCCGCCCGUGCCACAUGGCGGGGGGCCCAAGGAGCCACUGG